Lampris incognitus (smalleye Pacific opah) is the source of this 1077-nucleotide messenger RNA. RefSeq names its product neuronal growth regulator 1 (gene negr1). The coding region runs from base 1 to 1077 and encodes 358 amino acids. Lineage: Eukaryota; Metazoa; Chordata; Actinopteri; Lampriformes; Lampridae. The record is from RefSeq and is a predicted model, not a curated record. The transcript has 8 exons.
AUGGACAUAAUGGUCGCGGUGCAGGAUGCGUGUGUCUCCGGUCAGCGGCUGACGGCGGUCAUCCUCAGUCUGUGCUGCUUUCUGCCGUCCUGCCUGCCGGGACAGACGGUGGACUAUUCCUCCGUGGAGAGUGUGGUCAGCAGGCAGGGAGACACCGCUUUACUGAGGUGCUACCUGUUGGACGGGAUCUCGAAAGGAGCAUGGUUGAAUCGGUCCAGCAUCAUAUUUGCGGGUAAUGACAAGUGGUCCAUGGACCCGCGCUUGUCCAUCGUGUCUGGCAUGGGGGACAAACACGAGUACAGCCUGCAGAUACAGAAAGUGGACAUAACUGAUGAUGGCCAGUACACAUGCUCCAUUCAGAGUGAGCGGAACCAGCGACCGAAGCUCCUCAACCUCAUUGUAAAAGUUCCUCCCAAGAUAUAUGACAUUUCCUCUGACGUCGUGGUAAAUGAGGGCAGCAACGUGUCGCUCAUCUGCACAGCCAGCGGGAAACCGGAGCCCACCAUUUCCUGGAGACACAUAACCCCAUUAGCCAGGAAGCAGGACAGUGGUGAAUAUCUCAACAUCACCAUCAUCACAAGGGACCAAGCUGGGGACUACGAGUGCAGUGCUUUAAACGACAUCGCCUCUCCUGACACCAAGACAGUGAAAGUCACAGUCAACUUUGCUCCAUCCAUCCAUGAGAUGAAGAGCAAUGGCAUGGGUCUGGGCCGCACAGCCCAGCUGAGGUGCGAGGCCACCGCCGUGCCCGUCCCCACAUUCGAGUGGUACAAAGGGGAGAAGAGGAUUAUGAGGGGUCAGGGUAUUGACAUCAAGAACAUCAACUCCAGAUCAGUGCUGACAUUCAACAACAUGACAGAGGAUCGCUACGGCAACUACACGUGUGUCGCCUCCAACAUGCUCGGGACGGCCAACGCCAGCGUGCCUCUCAUUCCAAUUAUUGAACCCACCACCUCUAGUGCUGUCUCAAGCCCAGCCCCCAACACUGCGCCCUAUGGGAGCACAGGAAGUGCACAAGUCCCGCUGGCCUGCCGGUUCCUGGUGCUGCUUCUCUCCCCCUUCAUCAGUGUGUACUAA